This is a messenger RNA of Psylliodes chrysocephalus, 1856 nucleotides long. The record is from the annotation of a GenBank genome assembly. Lineage: Eukaryota; Metazoa; Arthropoda; Insecta; Coleoptera; Chrysomelidae.
CCAUUAAAGAUUCAUCAGAAACUGAGCGAGUGGCCGGUAACCCCUUAAUAAGGGUUCUAUGUUAGAAUUAUUGACAGUAAUGACAUCAGACAUCACAAUGACUGAUGAAGAAGAAGUGGUGACCAAUGAUCGAAUGUUUUAGUUUUUCUAUGGAUCGAAUGAUCUUUAUUUUUUUUAAAGAAAUAGGUAAAUUACAGUUCAAUUCAAAUUUGCGCUGUUAUCAAAUAUCUUAAAAACGAUUGAUAAUAAUAAAAAGUUAAUGUAUGCUAUUUCAAUGCUAACGAAAAAUGGCCUAGAUGUCUCUAUGUCGAGCUCUAUGUCCCUAUAGUAAUUGACCACAGAGUGUUAAGAAAGUGAAAUGAUGGGAAAAAUAAUGGAAACCUAUGUUGUGGUGAAUCAAGUUUCAACUAGAGUAUCAACUUUAGGUAAAGAAGUAGGACAGUCAUUUAAAGAUUCAGAAGAUUUGGUGGUAAUCAUUCCUGGAAAUCCUGGUAUUAUUAGUUUUUAUGACCAAUUUGCUAAAAAGAUUCACGAAAAAUUACAAUGUUCUGUGUGGUGUGUGGGUCAUGCAGGACAUAAUCAAGGAAAAAAUCAAAUUAAAUCAAUACCGAAGUUUGAUAAAUACAAAGAUUUAUAUGGAUUAGAAGGGCAGGUUCAACACAAGGUGGAUUUUUUUGAAAAAUAUGUUCCAAAAAAUGCAAGAGUACACCUCAUUGGACAUUCUAUAGGCUCGUACAUGAUAGUAGAGAUGUUGGAUCGACCAAAUAUAGCAAAAACCGUAAAUAAAUCUUAUCUGCUUUUCCCCACAGUUGAAUAUAUGGCACAAACACCUAACGGAAAGAUUUUAACAAACUACGUUAAGUAUGUUGUUUGGUUGCUGGUUUUUCUUUCAAGAAUGUUCACGUUCCUUCCAACUAUAGUUCAAAACGCUUUAAUAAAUAUUUAUAUUUACAUAACGGGUAUACCUAAAUACCAUUUGGAUAAUAUAAAGCAGGUUGUGAAACCAGGUGUAUUAAAACGGGUAUUUUUCUUAGCUUAUGAAGAAAUGGAUCAAGUAUUACAAAGAAAUGAUCGUAGUAUUCGAGAUAAUCUUAAUAAAAUAAAAAUGUUCUAUGGUGAGCACGACGGUUGGACUCCUAUAUCGUAUUAUGAAAAAAUUAAAAAAGAUUUUCCUGGUAUCGAUGUUAAAUUGUCUCAUUUAAAUCAUGCCUUUGUUUUGAAUGCUAGUUCUGCAGUAGGGGAUAUAGUCUGUGAUUGGAUUACUAAUAAAUCCUGAUUAAAAUAUUUAUUCCAAUUUAAUACUCAUAAAUUUAUCACAUUUUCUUUAGUAUAUUUAUUAAAAUAUAUCUAUAUUUAUUAUAUACAAAGGUAAAGAGGUUAAAGAAGUAAGGAUUAAAAUUUGUUAAUUAGGCAUUCCAAACAAAAUGGCUACCAGUGGAUUUUGACAGGUUAUGAUAUGGCAAAAUUAUGGCAACCCUGUAGGCCUGGUGAUUUGACAGUCAAUGAAAUAGGUACAUAGAUUGAUCAUCCAUAUUUUUCAAAAUGAACAUAAGCUUAUGCCUUAAAGUAAAAAUGUUGGUAAUUAUUUAUUACUAUAUUCAAAGGCUAAAUAUUGGUUUGUAAACACAUUUUUGCAAGAUCGAUUCUGAUUAAUGAGCACUUGCCAGGCAAUAUGGCAGCUUGCAAACGACCCGCUUGAGCAAUCUAUAUAACUAUAUAUGUAUAAUUGAUCCUGUCAAUGACAACAGGCUCACAGGGUUGCCAUAUCUAAAUGUCAGUAGUUUGACAGGUCGUUCGAAUGCCUAAUGUUUAUGUCAAUUAUUUUAUACAUAAAACUAAAAUAAAACAUUUUUAAG